AUGGGCGUGGCGGAGAAGAUCAAAGAGGUCGAGGCCGAGAUGGCCCGCACGCAGAAGAACAAGGCGACAGAGUACCAUAUUGGUUUGCUGCGUGCGAAGUUGGCCAAAUUGCGCAUGCAGCUUCUGGAACCGGAUAAAAAGAGCGGCAAGUCGGGUGAGGGCUUUGAUGUGAUGAAGUCGGGCAAUGCGCGUGUCGUGCUGAUCGGAUUUCCUUCGGUGGGCAAGUCGACGCUUUUGUCAACUAUCACAGAGACGGAGAGUGCGACUGCAGCCUAUGAAUACACAACGUUGACGGCGAUCCCGGGUGUGCUUGAGUACGAAGGUGCGCGGAUCCAACUUCUCGACCUGCCAGGUAUUAUCGAGGGCGCUGCACAGGGACGUGGACGUGGACGACAGGUGGUGAGUGUGGCCAAGACGGCUGAUCUGGUCAUGAUGAUGCUGGAUGCGACCAAGUCUGCGCAGCAGCGCCCGCUUCUCGAGAAGGAGCUGGACGAUGUCGGCAUUCGUCUGAAUCAGACCAAGCCCGAUGUGGUUCUCAAGAAAAAGUCUGGUGGUGGCAUCGUCGUGACGAAGGCCAUGGGUCUGACGCUGACCAAGAUUGAUGAGAAGAUGAUCCGCUCCAUCCUGCAGGGCUACAAGAUUCAUAACUGUGAUGUCAUGAUCCGCGAAGACAUCACUGUUGACCAGUUUAUUGACGUGCUGCUGGGCAACCGUAAGUAUGUGCCGUGCUUGUAUGUCUACAACAAGAUCGACGGGAUUAGUAUGGAGGAAAUGGACCGCCUCGCUAAUGAGCCGCACAGCGCUGUCAUCAGCUGUAACCUGAACCUGAACCUCGACUACCUCGUCGAGCGGAUCUGGGACGAGCUGAACCUGAACCGGGUAUAUACCAAGAAGCGUGGCGAGCAUCCUGACCUCGCGGACCCCAUUGUAGUCCGCCGCGGUGCUACGAUUGAACACGUGUGUCAUGGCGUGCACCGUGCAUUGGUCGACAAAUUUGCGUACGCGAUGGUAUACGGCAAGUCGAGCAAAUUUCCCCUCGCCCAAAAAGUCGGCCUGCAUCAUGUGGUGGCCAAUGAUGACGUAGUGACCAUCUUUACUCGAUAG
This is a messenger RNA of Malassezia restricta, 1104 nucleotides long. RefSeq lists its product as uncharacterized. Bases 1 to 1104 code for a protein of 367 amino acids. Lineage: Eukaryota; Fungi; Basidiomycota; Malasseziomycetes; Malasseziales; Malasseziaceae. The record is from RefSeq and is a predicted model, not a curated record. Gene Ontology annotation, biological process: cytoplasmic translation. Gene Ontology annotation, molecular function: GTPase activity; GTP binding. Gene Ontology annotation, cellular component: cytoplasm. The transcript has a single exon.